AUAUUAAUUGAAUUUGACAAUGGCACGACAUUAACAGCCGAACCAACAGGUCGAGCACAUCGAUCCAGAAACUACUUCCCCAAGGAAAUCGAUCUUCAAGUCCCCCAAGUACGAUGUGGCAACUGACAUGGACGUUUGCCUUGGCUUUCCUGCUGCUGGGUGGUGAUGCAAAGCCCUCUCAUCUACACUACAAUCACUUUGAUCCUCACCACGUGAACCAUUUUGACGGACAUCAUCUGAGCCACUUGGAUUCUCUGCAUGCUCUGCCGAGCCACUUGGAUUACGCGGUGCACGAAUCGGUUCUUCCUCCGCCAGCUCCUUUGCUGCCUGCGGUGGCUCCGCCACCAGCAUUUGCUCCUGCACCACCAGUAUUUGCUCCUCCACCUCCGGUUUAUGGACCUGCACCCCCUGCUCCUGUAUAUGCUCCACCUCAACCUGUAUUUGCUCCAGCUCCACUUUUACCGGCUCCUGCACCACUUCUGCCCGCUCCUGCACCAUUUUUGCCCGCUCCUGCACCACUUUUACCAGCUCCAGCUCCACUUCUGCCAGCUCCCGCUCCACUUCUACCAUCUCCACUUCCUGCGCCACUUCUACCAGCUCCUGCAUUUUUGCCAGAGUUUCAUGUGCCGAGUGUCACCCAUCAAGUGCUGCCACCCGUCCUGGAGGCGGUUCCCUUUGCACCCACCUAUCGUGCCAUUCCCGGACCGAAGACUACCACCCACCGCGUGUCCAUUGGCUACGCCUUCCCCAAGCUGCUGGCCGCCCCCCACGCCCAUCUGAAAGCCCUGCCCCUGAAGUUCGCUCAUCACCAUCACCACUCGCUGUGGUAGUCAUUCCCACCUCAGGGAUGAUGGAAACCUCACCAAA
This is a messenger RNA of Drosophila erecta, 867 nucleotides long. Its product is annotated as pollen-specific leucine-rich repeat extensin-like protein 3. Bases 114 to 830 code for a protein of 238 amino acids. The transcript is spliced from 2 exons. The record is from RefSeq and is a predicted model, not a curated record. Lineage: Eukaryota; Metazoa; Arthropoda; Insecta; Diptera; Drosophilidae.